Medicago truncatula (barrel medic) is the source of this 953-nucleotide messenger RNA. Its product is annotated as ethylene-responsive transcription factor 1. The record is from RefSeq and is a predicted model, not a curated record. Gene Ontology annotation, molecular function: DNA binding; DNA-binding transcription factor activity. The transcript has a single exon. Lineage: Eukaryota; Viridiplantae; Streptophyta; Magnoliopsida; Fabales; Fabaceae. Gene Ontology annotation, biological process: regulation of DNA-templated transcription; ethylene-activated signaling pathway. The coding region runs from base 93 to 719 and encodes 208 amino acids.
UGAGUAGAGCACAUAUUCCCAAGUCUCAGUGCUUCCACAAACGAAAACUUAGAUCUAAAUUAACACCACUAAUUCUCUCAUCUAAAUUAAACAUGGCUUCUACCACCAAUGACUCAGAUUUUGCCUAUUUGGAACAUAUUCAACAAUACCUUCUUUUUGAUGAUUCCAGCUUUCUAACAUCUUAUCAACCUUCUCCAAGCCCUAAAAGUGACAAUGAGUCAGACACAAUUGUAGAGGCGCGUGAAGUAAACACCCCUCCCAUAUGGAAGCGGUACAAGGGCGUGAGGCGUAGGCCAUGGGGGAAGUUCGCGGCAGAGAUAAGAGAUCCAAAAAAGAAUGGUGCUAGGGUUUGGCUUGGUACUUAUGUGACUGAGGAGGAAGCAGCUUUGGCUUACGACAAAGCUGCUUUUAAGAUGCGUGGCCGAAAGGCCAAGCUUAAUUUUCCCCACCUCAUUGGCUCUGAUGUGUUUACACCAGAGCCAGAGAAGGAGGUGGUUUUGAAACGGGAAUCACCGGAGCCUUCUUCAUCGGAGGAAAGUUGUGAGUCAUCGUCACCAAGGUUAAAGAGGAGGAGGGGCACGGUUGACCUACUUAACAAACUAGCCAAGAAUAGAUGCCAAGCUAAGGUGGUUGAAAUUGAAACGGCAUCAUCACAUGCUAAUGAUUUUGAGCAAUGGGUGAAUGAGUUGAGUGAUAGCUCUCUAAUUUGGUUCUCUUAGCUAGGGUUGUAUCAUUUUAAUUUUUCUGUUUCGCAGCUCCUAAGUUAAAUAGUUUUUCUGUGAGUGUAGCUGCUCCUACUUAGUUUGAGAUCAUUUUUUUCAUUACUCUGAUGAACUUCGAUGGGUGAUGUUUAAGCAAAGCUACGACUUUAUUGUAUUUUUUUUUUCCAACAGAGCACUCAUUUCUUUGGAUUUAUUGUUAAAUUGAUGAAAACUAUGUCUAAGUUUGCACAA